AUGAAUAAUGAGCCCUUCAGCUUCAACGCAAACGCCCCGUCGUACUACCCCGGAAUGGCCUACCAGGGAGGCGCCCCAGAGAGCCAAGAAGAAAAUGACGCGGACAAGGGUUCUUCCUGCCCGGAUACGGAGAACACAGAAGACCCAACUGUGAAUGACGUACAGGAGCAAUUAAAAAAAAUGACAAUAACUGAUGAGCAUCCAGUGGAGAACUACGAAGAGGGUAGCCCCAUCGAUCUAUAUAAAAAAGACCCAGUAGAGGAGGAUUCUCAAGGAGAAAAAGCCGGACAAAUAAAAAGCAAUUUGAUUCAAGUUGAUCCCAGACUUCACUUAAAUAUCAUUUUUAUUGGACACGUGGAUGCAGGCAAGUCAACCGCCUGUGGAAACAUCCUUUACAUUCUCGGAUACGUGGAUGAUAGGACCAUAGAAAAGUAUGAGCGAGAGGCCAAGGAGAAGAAUAGGGAAAGCUGGUUUCUGGCGUUCAUUAUGGAUAUUAACGAAGAAGAGAGACAGAAGGGUAAAACGGUGGAAGUGGGUAGAGCCCACUUUGAGACCAAGGACAGGAGAUUUACCAUUUUGGAUGCCCCGGGACAUAAGAACUUUAUUCCCAAUAUGAUUAGUGGUGCUGCGCAGGCGGACAUCGGUGUGCUGAUCAUUUCCGCUCGCAAGGGAGAGUUCGAGACGGGCUUCGAGCGGGGAGGCCAGACCCGCGAGCACACGCUGCUGGCGAGGACGCUAGGAAUUAACCAACUCAUCGUGGCCAUCAACAAGAUGGACGAUCCCACGUGCAACUGGAGCAAAGCACGCUACGACGAAAUAGAAAAGAAAAUAACCCCCUUUAUAAAAUCCUGUGGGUACAACAUCAACAAGGAUGUCUUCUUCGUUCCCAUCUCGGGACUCACCGGACAGAAUCUCUCCGAACAUGUCUCCGAUCAGAACUCCAAGAUAUAUGAUGCAAGGGCUAGUUGGUAUGAUACAUCUAAGCCAACCUUGUUUCAAAUUCUAAACACGUUGUCCCCCCCUCCUUGGGAUGAGAAGGGACCUCUAAGAAUCCCCCUCCUAGAAGGAUACAAAGACAACGGGAUCAUAGCCGUUGGAAAAAUCGAAUCAGGAACCUUGUACGGAAAUAAUAUGAGCUGCACCUUGAUGCCAAAUAAGCUGAAAGUCAAAGUGCUGAAUGUAUAUUUGGAGGAGGAUGAAGUUCCCUAUGCCAAGCCCGGAGAAAAUGUUCGCGUGAAGCUAUUAGGUGUAGAAGAGGACCAGAUAAGCAAAGGUUUCGUCCUGUGUGAUUCGUUAAACCUCUGCUCCGUUGUUACUGAGUUCAUCGGACGAGUAGCCAUUGUGGAAUUAUUAGAACACAAGCCAAUCAUCACAGCUGGAUACUUCUGCAUCUUCCAUGCCCAUACCACUUGUGAGGAAAUUCAAUUUCUUGACAUGCUCGAAGUUAUAGAUAAGAAAACGAAAAAGAAAAAAAUAAAACCCAAAUUUAUUAAAAAUGACUGCAUCGUCACUGCCCACUUUUUGCUCUCCAAUCCGGUGUGCAUAGAAGUGUAUGACAAACUUCCGCAGUUGGGGAGAUUUACUCUGCGGGAUCAAGGUAAAACGAUAGCGAUAGGGAAGAUACUGGAGCUGAAGGCGUGA
Plasmodium inui San Antonio 1 is the source of this 1641-nucleotide messenger RNA. RefSeq names its product peptide chain release factor subunit 3. The record is from RefSeq and is a predicted model, not a curated record. The transcript has 2 exons. Gene Ontology annotation, cellular component: translation release factor complex. Bases 1 to 1641 code for a protein of 546 amino acids. Gene Ontology annotation, molecular function: GTP binding; GTPase activity; translation release factor activity. Lineage: Eukaryota; Apicomplexa; Aconoidasida; Haemosporida; Plasmodiidae. Gene Ontology annotation, biological process: translation.